AACAACAACAAAACGUCCCUGUAAAUACACGAAAAACACACAAAAACAAAUGCAAUUAAUCGAAUUUGCAUAAUUUUUGCCUUGAAUUUCGCACUUUGAUGGCAGCAAUGUGGCGAUGGAACUGGUCGAGUGUGUGUGAGAAUGGAUUGCAACCUUUUUCAGGGCCAAAUAGCACGACAGAUUUGGCUCCGUGUUUUCAGCAACUUUGUCUGCAGUUUCCAAUCUAUGCAAUUCUCGCAACUUGCUCGGCAUAUUACUUCGGAUUGACGUUCCGUGUGAUCGAGAGGAACAGGAUUCAGCGAAGAUGUAUAGUUUUGAGGCUGUUGGCGACUUUCGGGCUUAUCGUGAUUCCCUUUAGUAAGAUUCUUGAUAUGAUUCAUGGUGACUUUCAUAUUUGGCCGGCGGAUAUUUUGGUUGCGACGACGGAGUUUUUGGCUUGGAUCAUGCAUUUUGGUUUCCUCACAAACAUGAUAAAAUCCGGCGUUCUAAGUCAUCGAGGUCCCCUAAUCCUCAACGUGUCAUGGUCCAUCGCCGCAAUGUGUUCCAUAAUUUGGCUUCGAUCCAAAUGGAAUCAAGAUCUAGAGUCCUUCGCAGGUGCCAGAGUUGCCUUACACAUCAUUUACCUUCUCACACUCCUCCCAAAAGGUCAAGCGCAGCUCGUGCGACGACGAAGGACAAUAAAUGACGAACGCACUGCCUUGCUAAAUACCAAUUAUAUCAGUUUCGACGACGGUUUCGACGAAUACGGGCUCGGGGCGGCACACGAUGAUGCCGGAUUAUUUUCUCGUCUGACCUUUUCGUGGGUCAAACCGCUAAUUUCGAAGGCUUGCUGCGGAUUGCUGACCUGCGUCGAUGAUUUAUUCGAUUUGCCCGAAUGUCUCACAGUAGCGAAAAUUCGCAGUGAGCUCCAAUCACACUUGGAUUGCGCUCGAAGUCUGUUUUCAGCACUUCACAAGUCAUUUGGAGUCGAAUUUUACAUGAUCGGCAUCUUGAGAUUGGCAGCAGAUUUGCUCGGAUUCGCGGGACCUUUGUUGCUUGGAGGUCUUUUGUCGCAGGGAGAAGCGGAAAGUAACAAAGCUUACUUUUACGCCUUGGCGAUGCUUUGUACAACACUUUUAAGUGCUCUUUUCGGGACACAUUUCAAUUGGCGCAUCUCGUUAAUGGGCAUGAAGAUGCGAAUUGGCCUCGUUUCCGCCAUUUAUCGAAAAACGCUCGAAGGCGAGGGCAUCCAUUCAUCGCAAACGGAAAUUGUGGUCCUCAUGUCGACCGAUACCGAUCGAAUUGUCAACAGUUGCAUCAGUUUUCACUCAUUUUGGAGCAUUCCCUUCCAACUUGUGGCAACUUUGUAUCUUCUUUACACUCAAUUAGGCGCCGCAUUCAUCGCUGGAGUCAUUUUCGCAGCUCUUCUCAUCCCCGUGAACCGAUUUAUUGCCAACAAAAUUGCUGAACUCUCAUCCGGAUUGAUGGCAGCAAAGGAUAAACGUGUCACAGCAACGUCAGAAUCCAUCGCGGGAGCGAAACAAAUUAAAUUAAACGCUUGGGAAGAUGUCUUCAUCGAAAAAAUUCAAAAACUCCGAAGGGAAGAAAUGAAAUUUCUCGCCAAAAGGAAAUAUUUAGAUGCACUUUGUGUCUAUUUUUGGGCCACAACGCCGGUUAUCAUGUGCGUUCUCACGUUCGGAGUGUCGGUUUUGAUGGGAAGACCCUUGACAGCAGCGACAACUUAUACGAGCGUCGCCUUGUUGAACAUGUUAAUAGGACCCUUGAACGCUUUUCCGUGGGUUUUGAACGGAUUGGCAGAAGCUUGGGUGUCGUUAAAGAGAGUUCAGAGACUGAUGGAUUUGCAAGAUGUUGACGUCAAUAAAUUGUAUACGGUGAUAAAGAGACGCGGUUUGGAUAUUUUGGAGAAUUUGGAUGAACGUCCUGUCGUUUUGGAGAUCCAAGAUGGGCACUUUCAGUAUGAGGAACAAAAAAUUGUCGAAAAUGAGGAUGAAAGAAUUGUAGCGGAUGAUCCUCAGUUUUGCUUCCAGCUCAUGGAUGUUAAUGUGAAAGUUAGAAGGGGCGACGUAAUUUGCAUCAAAGGUUCCGUCGGAAGCGGCAAAACUACCCUUCUUCUCGCGAUAAUGGGACAUCUCAAACACAACAGCGGCAGAAUUCUCACCGACGACAUCGAAGGAGGCUUUGGUUACGUCAGUCAAAGUGCAUGGCUUCAACGCGGAACAAUUCGUGACAACAUCACGUGGGGAAGUCUCUACGACGAAAGUCGAUAUCGUGCGAUAAUUUCGUGCUGCGCCUUGCAAGAAGAUCUCGAAGCACUUGGCGGCGACAAAUCUGGCGUCGGAGAAGCUGGAAGAUCGCUUUCGGGAGGUCAACGAGCACGUGUUGCUCUCGCUCGUGCCUUGUAUCAAGACAAAAGCAUCUAUUUGCUCGACGAUAUUUUGUCUGCCUUGGAUGCGCAUGUCGCCUCACAUAUCGUGAAACACUGCAUUUUCGGGUUUCUCGCGAAAAAAACUGUGAUUAUCGUGACGGAGAAUCGCACGGUGCUGCAUAAUGCGACGCAAGUCUUGCAACUGGACAACGGAAGGGUCUCGGAAUGCGAUCGAAAUGUCCUCGGAUGCGGAUUUGGCGACGAUGGCGAUGAAUUUGAGGAAGAACUGGAUGAUGUGCAGUCAGAAUCGGAGCUUGCGAGUGUUUCGAGUGCCUUGUUGGAGGAAAAUGACGACGAAACGGUCAGUAUUGAUAGUUUAUUGAUGAACGAGACGAAGGAAGUGGGCACACUCAAUCCGCAAGUCUUCAAGUUUUAUUGGAAUGCGAUGACGGGUCCGCUGGCGAUUUUUGUUCUUUUGUUCAUUGUCGGGAUGCAAGCGACAAGAAAUCUCACAGACACGUGGUUAGCGCAUUGGGUGACCGUAACGACGAUAAAUGCGACAAAAAUUAAUUCUUCGUUGAAUUCAGCGACGACAGAUUUCGAUCGGGAUUUCUAUUUGGGGGUUUAUGUGAGUCUUUCCGUGACAAAUACAGUCGUGACAUUUAUCAGAGCAUUUAUUUUCGCUUAUGGAGGAGUCAGAGCUGCGAAAUUUAUUCACAAUCAAUUGUUGGAUAAAGUUUUUCAUACCAAAUUCCAAUUCUUCGACUGCACUCCCCUCGGGCGAAUUCUCAACAGAUUCUCUUCCGACGUGUACACGAUCGACGAUUCCCUGCCCUUCAUCCUGAACAUCCUUUUGGCACAACUUGCUGGUUUGCUCGGAGCUUUUACUGUCAGUCUCUAUGCAAUGCCUUGGCUCACAAUCUUCGCUGUGCCUCUCAUUCCCAUCUACCUUUCUCUGCAAAAUCGCUACCGAUUUGCGUCUCGUGAUAUCAAAAGACUUUCCAGCAACGCUCUGUCACCGCUCUACGCUCAUUUUACGGAAACGCUGCAAGGAUUGGCGACAAUUCGAUCGAUGCGCGCCAAUAUUCGGUUCUCACGGGAUUUCAGUACGAAGCUCGAGGAAAGUAUCCGAGCGCAAUUGACGUCUUCGGCAGCUCAACAAUGGCUUGGAUUGCGAUUGCAAGUGUUGGGAGCAGUUUUUGUCGGGUUUUCAGGCUUAAUUGCGGCGGCUACUUCAGCGCAUACUUCAACGCCGGGUUUAGUUGGUUUGGCAAUUUCGUAUGCUUUGUCAAUUAGUGGAUUGUUGGCGGGAGUUUUGAACGCUUUUGCCGAGACGGAACAGGAAUUCGUCGCUGUCGAGCGCGUAAGUCAGUAUUGCGAGUUGGAAGGCGAACAAAAUGCGGAUGGUACGAUGGAUCCGCCUUACGGAUGGCCUUGCCAGGGUGUUUUGAGUUACGAAAAUGUCGUAAUGAGUUAUCGCCCGAAUCUCCCGCCUGCACUUCAAGUCGUCAAUCUCAACACGGAAGUCUGCGAACGAAUUGGCGUCGUCGGCAGAACCGGAAGUGGCAAAAGUUCUCUCAUCGCAGCAACUUUACGAGUCGCUCCUUUGACCCGCGGCAUCAUAACUCUCGAUUGCGUCAAUUUAGCGGCACUUCCAUUAUCCGUUUUACGAAGUCGCAUCUCCUGCAUUCCCCAAGAUCCGUUUCUCUUUUCAGGAACCAUCCGAGAAAAUCUCGAUCCGCGAAAUGAACACGUCGAAUCGGAAAUUAUGUCGGCGCUGAGUCAUUGUCUCUCGUCGCCCUUCGUACAAGCAAUGGGCGGCUUGGAUGCCCAACUGAAGAAUAAUUUAUCCGCUGGACAAAAGCAAUUGUUGUGCCUUACGCGAGCUUUGCUCAAAAACUCGAAAGUUGUGUUGGUCGAUGAGGCGACGGCGAAUUUGGAUCCGCAAACGGAAGCCGUGAUACAAACGGUGCUGCAAACGGCAUUUCGAACAAGUACCGUGAUAAUGAUCGCACAUCGCUUGACGGGACUGGAGAACAUGAAUCGCAUUGUCGUCAUGAACAAUGGAAAAAUUGCGGAAAUUGGAAGUCCGUUGGAGUUGGGCAAUAAUCCGAUGUCGAUGUUUCAUCAGUUGUUGCACGAUCAGGGAAACACGAAUUAUGACUCGUUAGCAUUAGUUCCCAUUUAACCAAAAAAAUGAAAAAAAAAGAAUGAAAAAUUGUUGAAAAUUUUAAGAAUUAAUUGAAUGUAAAUCUUCUCUUCUUGUACGUAUA
Molecule: messenger RNA, 4638 nt
Organism: Culicoides brevitarsis
Lineage: Eukaryota; Metazoa; Arthropoda; Insecta; Diptera; Ceratopogonidae
Product: ATP-binding cassette sub-family C member 10
Exons: 4
Coding region: 99-4553 (1484 amino acids)
Biological process (GO): transmembrane transport
Cellular component (GO): membrane
Molecular function (GO): ABC-type transporter activity; ATP binding; ATP hydrolysis activity
Source: RefSeq, a predicted model, not a curated record